Messenger RNA from Arctia plantaginis, 1422 nucleotides. The record is from the annotation of a GenBank genome assembly. Lineage: Eukaryota; Metazoa; Arthropoda; Insecta; Lepidoptera; Erebidae.
AUGUUUCAGUAUCUUCUAGCGUUCUUGUUAAUUAAUUCUUGUUACCGAAGUUUUGGGAUACCUACACAAAGAAAUACCUCUAUAUCACUGUCGCUUGUUAAUCUUGCCACUCAGUGUGAAAAUAAGUUUCUCUCUAACGUAAUCAAUAACAAAACAAAAGCGUGUAAUGUUUUAGCUCCGCCUUAUCUUGUUAAGCAAAUACGAUGUUUGAUAUUUUACGAUAUAAGCAAACAGUUAUGCGAAGCAGUAGCUACGUCGAAGAUAGCGCUGACCAAAGAUGUUGUAGAUAAACUAUCCACGGAGCGAGAUAUCACUACUGUAUGCACAUUAGCACAGGAUUGGGUCUUCACCAAUUUAACUGAAUAUGACACUUACAAGAACACAUCAGAGUAUUAUUUCAAGAAACCUGUGACAUGUGGUGAAAUAUGCAGCGUUGAGGGUACUAUAGAUGCAGUGAAUGAAUAUUGUAAAUACUACGAGUGGGGCUUAGAAUUGUUGAAGAGUCAAGUACUAACUACAAGUGAGAAUGCAAACAACAUUAUUGGUGAUGCACCGAACAAACCAGAACCUGAUUCUAAUGUAAAAUCUGAGAAAGUAACUCUAAACAGUCAGUCAGUUGUUGCUGAAAUAGUCAAGACGAAAACUGUAGACGGGCAAAUUAAGCAGACAGAGUCUGCUGUACUGAACCCUACUCCUGUGAAGUCUGGGGAGUCUGAUAUUGAAGUUAGUAAACCCACAACACUAACAACAUCUGGUAAGCAAACAUUACACCAAGAAAAUGCACCAACUAUAGUUAAGAAUAUGGAAGCCGAUGGGCAUGCUUUGGAACACCCCAUUUUACUUGAAGUGAAUACAAAUGAACAAGCUAAUAAAUCCAUAGUGCCUAAUGAAAUGAAACAGACCGGUGAGGAAAAUGAUCCUGCACUAUUACCUGAAUCUGGCAAAGAUGCCCCAAGUUUGGACUCUAAGGGUGUUGACCAAGCGGAGGGUAAAGGCCCCAGCGAUGAUGACUAUCCAGAUUCUGAAGGUAAUGAUGGUGGAGAUGACGAUGGUGAAGACCAAGGUAUCGAAAUAAAAUCAGAGAAGAAACCAGAACCUUUUGUAAACAACAAGCUGACGGUAUCACAUGAGAGUGACGUCUCCCAGAAAGAAUUUUAUCCGAACACUGUCUCAGAUACUUAUUCUGAUGAUGGUGACAACUUCUUUCCAUUUUUCCUGACAGCUGUCAUACUAGUUGUGUUGUUGUAUGUGCUGUACCACAACAAGAGCAAAGUCAGCAAAGUGUUCUUUGGCUUGAUACUAGAAGGUCGUCAGGGAGGUCGCCGGCGCAACAGUCGAGGUCACGCCUACCGUCGCCUGGAUACAUUAGAACAGGCAAUGAGUACUAACACUGCAGCACCACCCAGCAAAAUAAUAUAUUAA